Messenger RNA from Bactrocera oleae (olive fruit fly), 1520 nucleotides. Its product is annotated as larval cuticle protein A2B-like. The record is from RefSeq and is a predicted model, not a curated record. Gene Ontology annotation, cellular component: extracellular matrix. NCBI's taxonomy places the organism in Eukaryota, Metazoa, Arthropoda, Insecta, Diptera, Tephritidae.
GCGACAAAAAAAAUAUUUAUUGUAGUUUACCAGGAAAUUAUUUAGAUUUAUUAGUCUUUUUUUUAAUACUCAGAUAUUCUGCCCUAGACAUUGCUACGAUUAUCUUUUCUUCAUUCCUUGGCUUAAGCCUAGCCUUGCUCCAAUACAUAAAUUUUGUUUUUAGUAAAUAUUCAACUCUGGCGCCAACUAAUCAACUACUGAAAGGGAACUACGAAAACAGUUUUUUCGCAAAUGAUUUUAGUGACAUACUUCCAAAAAAUGUUUCAGGGUUUGCAAAAUUUGCACAAUUUAGUAAGAAACUAUUAUUUUUAUUUUUUCGUGGUAAAAAUGUUCUCGAAAGAUUUGCAGUUAUGAUAUGGGUAAAUUUUAUUAGAAUUUCUUACUGAAAUCAAUUUGGUAUUCAAUAUUGUAUGAGACGUGGCUUAGGGUAUUACCGUACACAAUAACCAGCUGUGAGAUUGAAUAGAAGAUCGAAGAAGUUGGUGUGUUAAGUUCACACUUGAUAAUAAUUGUAAAUUCAUUUAUAACUAAUUUAUUUCACUGCAGGAAUGCCGCUACAUCGAAAUGCAACGAACACACUUACGCACAUAUGAACGAUAUAUAAUAAUGUUCAUAAAACUCUCAAUUAACACGGUUUAUGUUAAGCAUAAUCAAAGCUACAGUCUUUUUUCAUUGGUAUAACUACAUAGCUAACUGAACGCAUUGCAAAAAGUAUAAAAAGAUUUUUCAAUUCAUAUUUGGCAUCAUUCACUUCUUGCAUUCGCUGUGAUAAAGAACCAACGUUUCAAAAAUAUGGCAAUUAAGUUUGUAUUCGCACUCGCUUUCGUCGCCGUUGCUAGCGCAGGCUAUGUACCAGUUGCGCCCGUAUAUCACGCCGCACCAGCCGCCGUCGUUCACUCAGCACCUGUGGCCCUAGCUCAAAAGGUCGUUGUUAAAUCGGAGGAAUACGAUCCUCAUCCUCAAUACCAAUUCUCUUAUGGUGUUGAUGACAAACUCACCGGUGAUUCCAAGAGUCAAGUAGAGGCACGUGAUGGUGAUGUGGUUCAUGGUGAAUACUCCCUCAUUGACGCUGAUGGUUACAAACGCACUGUUCAGUACACUUCGGAUGACGUAAAUGGUUUCAAUGCCGUCGUCAGCCGUGAACCUCUCGUAAAAGCUGUUGCCGUGGCUCCAGUUGUUAAAACUGUUGCCCCAGUUGCCCAUUACGCUGCUCCAGUUGCGCACUACUCCGCUCCAGUUGAUCACUACUCCGCUCCAGUUGCUCAUUACUCCGCUCCCUACGCUCACUACUCAGCCCCCGCAGUGGUCAAGACUGUUGCCCCUCUAGCUCAUUAUGCUGCCCCAGUGGCUCACUACGCCGCUCCAGCACUCAUCAAAUACCAUCAUUAAAGCCUAUGAAAUGUUACAAAAUCGAAUUAAAAUGAUUGAAUGCGUUAUCAUUUGUUAUUCAAUAUCGGCACAUACAUAUAUUUAUUGACAUUUAUUUCACCACCAAAAAGCUAUUUAAAUAAAAAAACACU